Molecule: messenger RNA, 939 nt
Organism: Candida dubliniensis CD36
Lineage: Eukaryota; Fungi; Ascomycota; Pichiomycetes; Serinales; Debaryomycetaceae
Exons: 1
Coding region: 1-939 (312 amino acids)
Source: RefSeq, a predicted model, not a curated record
AUGAAUAUUGUCAAAAAUUUAUUCAAAGGAAAUCAAACUACUACUGAUAAAGAAAUCCAAGAUAAAGGAUUUGAAAUUAGUCAAUGUUCCGAAACUUGUGAAUCAUGUAGUAGUAAAUUCCCUAAAAGUUUAAAAUUUGAAGGUGAAGGUACACCACUUUGGAAUACUACUAAACCUUAUGGAAUGCAUAUUAUUAUUGCUACGGGUAAAAAAGAUUGGUCUCAUGAUGCCAUUAAUGAAGAUGGUAAAAACAAACAUACCCUAAAAUAUAAAAUUGGGAAAUGGGCUGAAGAGAAUACAAAUUCUUCUUCUUCCUCUUCUUCUUCUUCUUCUUCUUCUUCAUUGGGGACUAUAAAAGUUAAUGUAUCAUCAAUGGGAUCAGAUGAUUUAUAUAUUAAUGAAAAUUAUAAAUUAGAAAAACAAGGUGAUUUAUUAAUUCUACCUUAUUUUUUAAAUAUUAAAGGAAUUACAAUUGAUGAAGUUGAACCUAUUUUAAAUGAAUUAAAAUCAUUAUUAUUAAUUAAUAAACAUGAUACCACUAUUGAAGAAAUCACGUCUAAAAUACCGAAAAUAUCACCAAAUUUGAAUCAAAGUUUUGUAUUUUUUUGUUCUCAUACUACUAGAGAUAAACGAUGUGGUAUAACUGCUCCUAUUAUGAAACGAGAAAUGGAUAAUUAUUUGGAAGAAUUAGAUUUAAAAAGAAAUUUUGGUGAUAAUCGUCCAAAUGGAAUUCAAACUGAAUUUAUUAAUCAUAUAGGUGGUCAUAAAUAUGCUGCUAAUGUGAUUAUUUAUUUAAAAAAACUGGGGAAAAAUAUUUGGUUAGGUCUUUGUAAACCAAAUAAUAUUAAACCAAUUGUUGAUGAAUGUAUUCUUGGUGAUGGGAGAAUUUGGCCUGAUAAAGUUAGAUUAAUACAAAAAUUUGAUCCCAUAGAAUGGUAG